Closterium sp. Yama58-4 is the source of this 356-nucleotide messenger RNA. Lineage: Eukaryota; Viridiplantae; Streptophyta; Zygnematophyceae; Desmidiales; Closteriaceae. The record is from the annotation of a GenBank genome assembly.
CUCAAGGACAGCAAGAUGCCAUAGUGGACUUUGCAGAUCUGGCUCUGGACUGCAUUAAGUCUCCCGGCACACGGCGGCCCAGCAUGAAGGACGUGGGAUACCGCCUCAGUGCGCUUAUCGAGAAGCACUGCCCUGACAAGGAGGAGGAGUGGGAGGGUACAGGGAAAGAAGCGAGUGAUGGCAUCGAUGAUUCGUCUUCUUCAGGGGAUCCUUCUGCUGUGUCGUUUGGAGGCAGUGGGAUGGAGUCUCAGAUUUCUUUUGGUGGCAAUUCUAGUGUGAGCUCAUUCACUGGCAUUAGCUCGAUGACAAGUGGCGUCAAGAGCUGGCUGCAGUUAAAGCCUAGCACGGGGCGCUGA